UUGCGGUGCUCUUCAUUGCUUUUUAAAGUAGUUGGGAGAGUAAAAGCAGAUCCCUCAACUCAGGGGAGCGACUAGGGAUCUGAAGAAGCUGAACUCACAGCAAUAUGGGGGACCCAUGACAUUGAGUGGAAGUCUGGUGAACAGGGAUGAAGUGGGAAGAAAUUAACCUGGUUCCCUGAAAGGAAGCUACGUCAGGUCUCAUUAGAGUACUCUUCAGCACAGAUAUUUGGAACACGUAUCUACAUGCCAUUUCUUGGGAGUGGUACAGGUAGCACUGCCGCACAUUCAAAACUACCCAGGAUGCACUGCAAACAACAUUCUAAUGAUGAGAUCAGCAGUUGAUCUGUCAGUGAUUGACAGUGAUGUAAAACGCAGGCUAAAGUCACGUGUGCCUCGUCUGAAAGGAGAGGAGGAAGGAGGCAAGCUGUUCAUUUCUGCGCUUGCCAGGCAUUUGCAGAUACGGUGGAGAGAAGAAGACCCCUGCCAUGCCCGGCUCUCCCGUGGAGGUCAAAGUUCACUCCAGAUCAGCGCCCUCUGCCAUGCCUCCCCUGCCCUCUGUCAACCCCAGCGGGCCCCGGCCUGCCUCCUUUUCCUCCACCACCUUGACCAACGGGAUCAAUCACUCCCCUCCCACCCUGAACGGCGUGCCCUCACCGCCCCAGCGCUACAGCAAUGGGCCCUCCUCCUCCUCGUCCUCCUCGCUGGCCAACCAGCAACUCCCGGCGACAUGUGGCGCCCGGCAGCUCAGCAAGCUGAAGCGCUUCCUCACGACGCUGCAGCAGUUCGGCAACGACAUCUCGCCCGAGAUCGGGGAGAGCGUGCGCAGCCUGGUGCUGGCUCUCGUGAACUCCACGGUCACCAUUGAGGAGUUCCACUCCAGGCUGCAGGAGGCGACCAACUUUCCCCUGCGCCCGUUUGUCAUCCCCUUCCUGAAGGCCAACCUGCCCCUCCUGCAGAGGGAGCUGCUACACUGCGCCCGCGCCGCCAAGCAGACGCCCGCCCAGUACCUGUCCCAGCACGAGCACCUGCUGCUGAGCGCCGCCCUGGCGUCUCCGCCCGACUCCUCCGAGCUGCUGCUGGAGCCCGGCGAGGGAGCCAAGAGACACACCCCCGACAGGGGCAAGGAGAACGGCUUCCACGAGCGGCCCCCUGGUCCCCUGGAGCCCCCAGCCAAACGCAUCUGCACCAUCAGCCCCGCCCCCCGACACAGCCCCGCCCUGCCCGUGCCCCUCGGCGGCCAGCUCCACCCCACGCCCCCGCCCCUGCAGCACUACGCCCUGGAGGACAUCGGCAUGCCUCACCUGCACCGGGACCCGCAGCGCCUCCUGGAGCUCAGAGACCUGAAGGACAGGCCACGGCACCCAGGCACCAACGGGGGCUACCAUGAAGAGCCGGUGGACCACAGGCUGACGGACAGGGAGUGGGCAGACGAAUGGCGGCACCUUGACCACGUGCUGAACUGCAUCGUGGACAUGGUGGAGAAGACACGGCGCUCGGUCAGCGUGCUGCGCCGCUGCCAGGAGUCCGACCGCGAGGAGCUCAACUACUGGAGGCGGCGCUCCAGCGAGCAGGAGGAGGCCCGGAAGAGCGGGCAGCCCCUGUCCCUCUCCAAGGCCCACAGCCCCCACGUCACGGAGGCCGUCCACACAGAGUCCCAGAGAGAGUUUGCCCCGCGGCCGGGCUCUGGGCACGUUCCCGAUGAGAUCUGGAGAAAAGCCGAGGAAGCAGUGAACGAGGUGAAGCGACAGGCCAUGGAUGAGGUGCAGAAGGCUGUGGCAGAGGCGGAGCAGAAGGCUUUUGAGAUGAUCGCCGCCGAACGGGCCAAGAUGGAGAAGACGCUCGCAGAGGCCAAGAGGCAGGCCACCAAGGAGGCCAUCCAGGUCAUCAACGAGCAGGAGGACUCCAGUGAGAGCUGCUGGAACUGCGGGCGCAAGGCCAGCGAGACGUGCAGCGGCUGUAACGCCGCCCGCUACUGCGGCUCCUUCUGCCAGCACAAGGACUGGGAGAGGCACCACCUGAUCUGCAGCCCGGGGCUCCAGGCCCAGCCCAAACCCCUCUCCAUCUCCUCCGUCCGGGCCAGCACGGCCACGCCCAGCCCCAGCGUCUCGGGCAAGACCCCCGACAGCACACCCGCGCCCGGGCCCGGCUCCGAGAAGGCCACCGCGGCCUCCAGGUCGUCCACGCCGGCCUCCAUCUCUGCCUCUGAGACCAACGGACUCUAGAACACCACCCCCUGUCCCUCCUACUUCCAGACGCAAACCCCCACCCCCCACCCCACCCCUACCUACCUUGACGGGUGGAACACACACAUGGAUUUGCUAGACUUGUCACAGAGAGGGGCGAAGACAGAGACAGGACAGCCGGUGUUAUCCUCUGUCGAGCAUAUGGACGGUUUUUCCAAAGUGUAGACAUCAUCCCUCCUGCCACUGUGCCCGAAAAGGGCCAGGCGUGGGAUGAAAGGCGUGACAAAAACUGACAGGAGUACCAUUUCCUUUUAUGUAAAACCUCAUAUUCAUGUUUUACCCACAAUUCACAGAUGCAAUGUCGGUUCACACACAGUUUCACACACGUAUUCCCUCGUAAGCUUGUGUAUAUUCAGCAGAAGAGAGAAAGGGAAGGAAAGACUCCAUGCUAGUCUGUUAUUUAAACUGUUUUUGACUACACGCCACACAAUUGAAAAUUUAUGAACAGCUUCUACUUUUGGUUUUGAGAAUGUUUUAUAUGUGGUUGUUGUUCAUGAAAAUCAUCUUCAGAUUCCUUCAUUGUGGGUUCUGCCCCCAGUGGAUCUGUGUCGUCAGCUGUUUACAGAUAUCUCAGUACUCACAUUCGUUGUUUCAGACACCAGUAUAAAAUAAUUGUUCAGGAAACCAAGCAAUUGUUUAACCAAAGUUUUCUGUUGAUGUCCCGUCAUUUGUCAAUGCAUUUUGAUGUAAACACAAUGAAUAUUGCUCUGUGUUGUGUAAAUAUUGUUUUUAAAAUCCUUUCUCUUUCUGCUAGUGGUAGUAGAGUCUGGCUUCAUGAGCCACAUAAAGAGGUAGAGCUGUUAAGGGCUAUUAUUCGCUGACUUACAUAACCCAAUCUUGGCUCUGCAUGCCAAAACACUCUGAUUGGUUUGAAUCAGUGAGUCACUAACCCAUAACGGCUCCACCUAUUUCGGGGUUUGUUAAGAAUCAUUCAUCCGUCUCUGCUUUCUGCCAUCCAGGUAAUUCAAGCAGCCACAACCAUAUCCAUCUUAUCAGAGCCAAACAGAUUGCGCUCAAUACACUAUCUUUCAUUUCAUGUUCCGGGGAAUUCAGUUUUUGCUCAUGAAUACAAACUGUAUAUAACAGAAUGGAAACCCUAAAGGACAAGCAAACCACUGACGUGGCUAUUCUUUGCAAUUCCAUGCCACUUGCUCAGUUUUCUUUCCCUUUUAUGGCUUGCGAAUCUGUUCAAAUCUCAGGAGUAUAUUGUACAUUCAUAUGUCUAUG
Messenger RNA from Megalops cyprinoides (Indo-Pacific tarpon), 3470 nucleotides. Its product is annotated as protein CBFA2T2-like. Gene Ontology annotation, cellular component: nucleus. The transcript has 11 exons. Gene Ontology annotation, biological process: negative regulation of DNA-templated transcription; DNA-templated transcription. Gene Ontology annotation, molecular function: transcription corepressor activity. The coding region runs from base 486 to 2222 and encodes 578 amino acids. NCBI's taxonomy places the organism in Eukaryota, Metazoa, Chordata, Actinopteri, Elopiformes, Megalopidae. The record is from RefSeq and is a predicted model, not a curated record.